UCCGCGCGCGCAGAUAAGUGGCUGUGUAAUGUUAAGGCGCGCGGGCGGCUCGAGCUCAGGACUCGCUGCUGAGAGCCGGAAGGAGUCGGACCCGCGUGCUGCCGAGUUUCUGCGCUGAGCUGACCGAGAUUACCCGGGAUUAGAGCGACCAUGGCCGGGGUGUGUGUGAACGAUAAGACGCCCGGGCAGGACUGCGAGAGGAAGGACAAGGUUGAGCUACAUGUGCAUCUAGAUGGCGCAAUCCGGAUUGAGACCAUUAUGGAUGUGGCUAAGAGGCGAGGUAUUCCUCUUUCUGCAGACACGGUGGAAGAGUUGACCCGCCAGAUCACAGUCACUGAACCCUCAUCGCUUACCGAGUUCCUGGGCAAGUUCAGUAAAUUCAUGCACGUCAUUGCAGGGGACAGAGAAGCCAUUAAGAGAAUAGCGUACGAGUUUGUGGAGACCAAAUCCAAAGAGGGAGUGAUCUACGUGGAGGCGAGGUACAGCCCUCACUUUAUGGCAAACUGUGACGUGGAUCCGAUACCGUGGGAUCAGGAAAAAGGGGAUCUGACACCAGACGAAGUGGUAAAUCUGGUGAAUCAGGGCCUGAAGGAGGGCGAGGAGGCCUUCAAGACCAAAGCCAGGUCCAUUCUGUGCUGCAUGCGCCACAUGCCAAACUGGUCCAUGGACGUGGUGGAGCUCUGUAAGAAGUACCGGAAUGAUGGAGUGGUGGCUAUAGAUUUAGCAGGAGACGAGGCUCUAAACUGCGAAAUGUAUCCAGGACACUUAAACGCGUAUACGGAAGCAGUAAAAAGCGGGAUCCACAGAACAGUCCAUGCAGGAGAGGUGGGCGCAGCGUCUGUGGUUAAAGAGGCUGUCGAGAUCCUGAAGGCCGAGCGCAUUGGACACGGCUACCGCACCAUAGACGACAAGGAACUGUACCAACAGCUGCUUAAAGACAGGAUGCACUUCGAGAUGUGUCCAGUCUCCAGCAGACUGACAGGAGCUUGUGACCCAGACUUCACGAAGCAUCCGCUCAUCAGGUUUAAGGAGGACAAGGCCAACUUUUCUCUGAACACAGACGACCCAACAGUCUUCAACUCCACCCUCGAAUCUGACUACCAGGCUGUGAAGAAAUAUAUGGGCUUCACUGAAGAAGACUUCAGAGAUCUGAAUAUAAACGCGGCAAAGUCCUGCUUCCUGCCUGAUGACGAGAAGGAGGAGCUCCUGAAUCAUCUCUACAAAGUUUACGGCAUGGUGAACGACACCAGCUUCUAAACGGAUCUCCUUCACUCCUCCACUCCUCCACUCAUCCGCUCUUACCUCCAAUUACUCUACCAAUCUCAGACAUUGGGGAAGGCUUUUAUAGUUUACCGUACAGUUUUCAAGUACUUAUUGUUGUUUUCUAUUUGGUUAAAAGAUUUAAGAGUCAUGGAAUGAAAAUAA
Astyanax mexicanus (Mexican tetra) is the source of this 1425-nucleotide messenger RNA. RefSeq names its product adenosine deaminase (gene ada). Gene Ontology annotation, biological process: inosine biosynthetic process; purine ribonucleoside monophosphate biosynthetic process; T cell activation. Bases 151 to 1257 code for a protein of 368 amino acids. The record is from RefSeq and is a predicted model, not a curated record. Lineage: Eukaryota; Metazoa; Chordata; Actinopteri; Characiformes; Acestrorhamphidae. The transcript is spliced from 11 exons. Gene Ontology annotation, molecular function: adenosine deaminase activity. Gene Ontology annotation, cellular component: cytosol; external side of plasma membrane.